Molecule: messenger RNA, 879 nt
Organism: Adineta steineri
Lineage: Eukaryota; Metazoa; Rotifera; Eurotatoria; Adinetida; Adinetidae
Source: the annotation of a GenBank genome assembly
UCAGGUAUUCAUUUUGGUGCUGUCACUUGUGAGGCUUGCAAAGGUUUUUUUCGUCGAUCAGUAAAAGAAAAUGCACCAGAACGAUAUCGUUGUGCAGAAAAUAAUAAUUGUGAAAUACUUUCGACAUCAAAAAUAACUUGUCGUGCAUGUAGAUUUAAAAAAUGUGUUGACGCUGGAAUGUCAAUGAAUGCAUCACGUAUUGGUCGACAAUCGAAUUUGUUUAAAGAAAGUAUUCGACAAUUACAAAAUGGUUCAAAAUCAAUGGCAACAGUAACCGAUUCAGCUCGUAUUGCAUCGAUGGCUAAAAAGCGGAAAAUUAAAACAAAAACUGGAAGAGUAUUUUUAUCGAACAAUGGAAUGGAUAUUGAACUUUCAUCGACUACAAAAGAUUUUAUUGAAAAAGUGCAUAAUGCAUAUGUUAUGCAUUUGAAGGAUUUACCUCAAUGUAUUCCGCAUGAAACAGUUUGGUGGACAAUGGCAUCACAAAUGAUAGUUUAUGCUCAAGCAGUAAUGAAUUUUUGUCAAAAAACAAUUCCGGGCUUUGAUAAUAUGUAUGAAAAAUAUGAAGUAAUAUCAUCCUGUAUAAAUUCAGUAAUCAUGGUAGCAUUAUUACCAAAAACAGUAUCUAUGAGAUCUUCAUAUGGUGAUAUUCAAUCUACAUGGAAUUAUUGGCAAGCUGAAUCAACAUUAUCAAUAGAAUUAAAUGCACAUGUUCCACAAUUAACAGAAGCUGAAAACUCAUUUCGUUCAUUUGAAACAAAAUUACGAGAUUUUUAUUUAGAUGAAAAAGAAUUAUCUCUUCUUUUAUUAAUGAUUAUUACUCGAACAAGUAAGAAAAAUUAUUUUGUAAUUAAUAAAAAAAAUGAUUAUUUUAUUUAA